Messenger RNA from Dipodomys ordii (Ord's kangaroo rat), 1084 nucleotides. RefSeq names its product par-6 family cell polarity regulator gamma (gene Pard6g). The annotation marks the transcript as partial. The transcript is spliced from 2 exons. Lineage: Eukaryota; Metazoa; Chordata; Mammalia; Rodentia; Heteromyidae. Gene Ontology annotation, molecular function: protein kinase C binding. The record is from RefSeq and is a predicted model, not a curated record. Gene Ontology annotation, cellular component: apical plasma membrane; cell cortex; nucleus. Gene Ontology annotation, biological process: regulation of cellular localization; centrosome cycle; establishment or maintenance of cell polarity.
UUUGGGGCUGAAUUCCGAAGGUUCUCCUUAGACCGUCAUAAGCCUGGGAAGUUUGAAGAUUUCUACCAGCUGGUUGUGCACACCCAUCACAUCUCCAACACUGAUGUGACGAUCGGCUACGCAGAUGUGCAUGGGGACCUGCUGCCUAUCAACAACGAUGACAAUUUCUGCAAAGCGGUCUCCAGUGCGAAUCCCCUGCUCAGAGUCUUCAUCCAGAAACGAGAGGAGGCAGACCACUACAGCUUCGGGGCAGGCACGCUGUCGCGGAAGAAGAGAGUGCUGGUGACUCUGCGGGACGAGGGUCUCCGCCGGCGCGCCCACCUGGACAUCGGCAUGCCACAUGACUUCCGCCCGGUGUCCUCCAUCAUCGACGUGGACAUCCUCCCCGAGACUCACCGCCGGGUGCGCCUCUACAGACACGGCUGCGAGAAGCCACUGGGCUUCUACAUCCGAGAUGGGACCAGUGUGCGGGUAACGCCCCAGGGGCUGGAGAAGGUCCCGGGCAUCUUCAUUUCCCGCAUGGUGCCCGGAGGCCUGGCCGAGAGCACCGGGCUCCUCGCUGUGAAUGACGAGGUGCUGGAGGUCAACGGGAUCGAGGUGGCCGGGAAGACGCUGGAUCAGGUCACAGACAUGAUGAUCGCCAACAGCCACAACCUCAUUGUCACCGUCAAGCCUGCCAACCAGAGGAACAACGUGGUCCGCAGCAGCCGCACGUCGGGCAGCUCCGGCCAGUCCACGGACAGCACCGCCAGCCACCACAGCCUGCAGGCUGCCCACGUCCUGCAGAACUUCCACCUGGAGGAGAUGGAAAGUGAUGAGGAGGCCGACAUUGUCAUCGAAGGGGCUCUGGAGUCUCAACACGUCCCCAAGGCUCAAGGCCUCGUGCGGGCCAACGGCGCAGGGCUGGCCCACAGUCUGCAGCGGGACCUGGGCCUGCACAACUCCGGGAGGGAGAGCAAUGGCAGCAUUCACAAACUGCUCAGCUCCCUGAAGCCAGACCCUCGCCACACGCUGGUCCUCCCACAAGGAGGGGUGGAGGAGCACGGGCCGGCCGUCACGCUGUAGGAGCCGGCCUCUGGCCCAG